GGUCAUUUGAAAAAAGACCAUGAUUUUGCCUUAUUUUAAUAUUUUCAAAAUUAUAUUUUUUAUAAUUUUGGGAAUUUCGAUAAAAGAUAAAAUCGUGAGGGGACAGACAAGUCAAAAUAUUAAUGUUUUAUUUAUCAACGAAUUAGACAACGAUCCAGCCACUAAAGCUAUAGAAACGGUACAAACGUAUUUAAAGAAAAACUCCAACUAUGGAUUGUCGGUGCAAAUCGAUAAAAUCGAAGCAAAUAAAACGGAUGCUAAAGCACUUUUGGAAUCGAUUUGCACCAAAUAUGCCCAAAGCAUUGAGAAUAAACAACCGCCACAUGUUGUAUUCGAUACUACAAAAUCAGGAAUAGCAUCGGAAACGGUUAAAUCAUUUACUCAAGCUCUCGGUUUGCCUACGGUAAGUGCCUCCUAUGGUCAAGAGGGUGAUUUAAGACAAUGGCGUGACAUGGAGGAAAGUAAACAAAAAUAUCUAUUACAAGUUAUGCCACCGGCUGAUAUAAUACCGGAAGUGGUAAGGAGUAUCGUGCGUAAAAUGAAUAUUACCAAUGCAGCCAUUUUAUAUGAUGAUACUUUUGUUAUGGACCACAAAUACAAGUCAUUAUUGCAAAAUAUACAAACUCGUCAUGUUAUAACGGCAGUGGCGGAAGGUGAAAGGGCACGAGCCGAUCAAAUUGAGAGAUUAAGAAAUUUAGAUAUUAAUAAUUUCUUUAUAUUGGGUAGUCUUAAAACGAUUGGUCAGGUGUUGGAAUCGGUUAAACCGGCCUUUUUCGAGCGUAAUUUUGCUUGGCAUGCUAUAACCCAAAAUGAGGGUGAAGUUUCGAGUAAACGUGAUAAUGCUACCAUUAUGUUUUUAAAACCGGUAGUUUAUCCUCAAAAUCGUGAACGUUUGGGUCUACUGCGUACCACCUACAAUUUAAAUGAGGAACCACAGAUUAUGUCGGUUUUCUAUUUCGAUUUGGCCUUGAGAACAUUUUUGGCAAUCAAAGAAAUGUUACAAUCAGGCGCCUGGACUGCAAAUAUGGAAUAUUUGGGCUGUGAUGAUUUUCAAGGUGGCAAUACACCGGAAAGAAAUAUUGAUUUAAAACAAUAUUUUAUACAAGUUCAAGAGCCCACUUCUUAUGGUGAUUUUGAAUUAGUUACUCAACCGGGUAAAACCUUUAAUGGUUACAGUUAUUCUAAAUUUGAAAUGGAUAUUAAUGUUAUACAAAUACGUGGUGGAAAUUCGGUUAAUAGUAAAUCAAUUGGUACUUGGACUGCUGGUUUAGAAUCUUCGCUGACCGUUAAAGAUGAAGAGGCUAUGAAAAAUCUUACGGCCGAUACGGUUUAUAGAAUUUUUACAGUGGUGCAAGCACCCUUCAUAAUGAGAGAUGAAACGGCUCCUAAAGGCUAUAAAGGUUAUUGCAUCGAUUUGAUAAAUGAAAUUGCCGAAAUUGUACAUUUCGAUUAUACAAUACAAGAAGUCGAGGAUGGUAAAUUCGGCAACAUGGACGAGAAGGGCGAAUGGAAUGGCAUUGUCAAGAAAUUAAUCGAUAAACAUGCUGACAUAGGUUUGGGUUCAAUGUCGGUAAUGGCCGAACGAGAAAUUGUUAUUGAUUUCACCGUACCCUACUACGAUUUGGUCGGCAUAACCAUAAUGAUGCAAAGACCCAGUACGCCCAGUUCAUUGUUUAAAUUUUUAACUGUGCUGGAAACAAAUGUAUGGUUGUGUAUAUUGGCUGCGUAUUUCUUUACCAGUUUUCUAAUGUGGGUAUUUGAUCGUUGGAGUCCCUAUAGUUAUCAGAAUAAUCGUGAGAAAUAUAAAGAUGACGAUGAGAAGAGAGAGUUUAAUUUAAAGGAAUGUUUGUGGUUUUGCAUGACUUCCUUAACACCGCAGGGAGGUGGAGAGGCUCCGAAAAAUCUAUCGGGUCGUUUGGUGGCAGCUACUUGGUGGUUAUUUGGUUUUAUUAUUAUUGCUUCUUAUACUGCCAACUUGGCUGCCUUCUUGACUGUUUCUCGUUUGGACACUCCCGUUGAAUCCUUAGACGAUUUGGCUAAACAGUAUAAGAUUUUAUAUGCUCCCCUUAAUGGCUCCUCGGCCAUGACAUAUUUUGAACGCAUGGCUAAUAUCGAACAAAUGUUUUAUGAAAUUUGGAAAGAUUUAUCUCUAAAUGAUUCUUUGACUCCUUUGGAAAGAUCGAAAUUGGCGGUAUGGGAUUAUCCUGUAAGUGAUAAGUACACCAAAAUGUGGCAAGCAAUGCAAGAGGCCCAAUUGCCCUCCACACUAGAUGAGGCAGUCGCUAGGGUACGUAACUCUACCACCGCUACCGGUUUUGCAUUUCUGGGCGAUGCCACUGAUAUACGUUAUUUGGUAAUGACAAAUUGUGAUCUACAAGUAGUGGGUGAAGAGUUUUCACGUAAACCUUACGCCAUAGCAGUACAACAGGGUUCUCAUCUCAAGGAUCAGUUUAAUAAUGCUAUAUUAACUUUACUCAACAAACGUCAAUUGGAAAAACUCAAAGAAAAAUGGUGGAAGAAUGACGAGGCUCAAGCGAAAUGCGACAAACCCGAAGAUCAAUCAGAUGGUAUUUCUAUUGAAAAUAUUGGUGGAGUAUUCAUAGUUAUCUUCGUUGGCAUUGGCAUGGCAUGUAUUACUUUGGUAUUCGAGUACUGGUGGUAUAAAUAUCGUAAAAAUCCCCGCAUAAUCGAUGUAGCUGAAGCCAAUACCCCGCCCGGCAAAGAUGUCAAAUUAGCUGAGGGUGUUAUUUUGGGACAAUCUGGCAAAGACGAUAAGGCCAAUGUUGCCUUGCGUCCGCGUUUCAAUCAAUAUCCUCAAAAUUUCAAACCAAGAUUUUAAAGGAUUUAAACAGUGUUGUAUUAGAUUUAAUUAUGGAACAUAUGUAUAACUGUUUUAGGCACAUACAGGUUGCAGGUGCUAGUAUUUAGUAGUCCUGUAAUAAUUUCGGUGUUUAUUUUAAAAUGCACAAAUUUAUUUAAAUAAAGCAUAACUCUUUAACUAUAUUC
This is a messenger RNA of Lucilia sericata (common green bottle fly), 3006 nucleotides long. It is a transcript of the gene Ir25a, whose product is annotated as ionotropic receptor 25a. Gene Ontology annotation, biological process: modulation of chemical synaptic transmission; monoatomic ion transport; synaptic transmission, glutamatergic. The transcript is spliced from 9 exons. The coding region runs from base 20 to 2839 and encodes 939 amino acids. Gene Ontology annotation, molecular function: glutamate-gated receptor activity; transmitter-gated monoatomic ion channel activity involved in regulation of postsynaptic membrane potential. Gene Ontology annotation, cellular component: postsynaptic membrane; plasma membrane. Lineage: Eukaryota; Metazoa; Arthropoda; Insecta; Diptera; Calliphoridae. The record is from RefSeq and is a predicted model, not a curated record.